ACGGCUUCAAGCGCUCCCAGGUGGCCGCUUUCCUCCGGAAAAACAAUGACUUCAGCGCCAUGGUGGCCCACGAGUACCUGGCCCUCUUCCAGUUCGGCGGCCAGGCGCUGGACCGGGCGCUCAGGUCCUUCCUGGGCGCCUUGGUGCUGACGGGCGAGACGCAGGAGCGCGAGCGCAUCCUGGGCCACUUCUCGCGCCGCUACCACUGCUGCAACCCCGGCUCCUUCCCCUCGCCCGAUGCCGUGCACUCGCUGACGUGUGCCAUCAUGCUGCUGAACACGGACCUGCACGGGCCGAACAUCGGCCGCGCCAUGACGAGCGCCGAGUUCGUGGCCAACCUCGACGGCAUGAUGGACGGGCAGAACUUCCCCAAGGAGCAGCUCAAGGCUCUCUACAGCUCCAUCCGCAACGAGAAGCUCCAGUGGGCAGCGGAUGAUGGUGACGAGGAGGAGGACGAGGACGCCCGGCGGCAGCGCCCGGCGCCCGCCCGCAAGAAGAGCAACCCCUUCGUGGAGCUGCCGCGUGCCGCCGACGCCACCACGUACCGGCAGGGCCUGCUGGCCCGCAAGGUCCACGCCGAGGCCGACGGCAAGAAAACGCCCUGGGGCAAGAGAGGCUGGAAGACCUUCCACACGGUGCUCAGGGGGACCGUGCUCUAUUUCCUCAAGGACGAGAGCCGGGCGGAGGCGCCGGGCGCCGAGGAGCCGCUGGGCAUCCACCACGCGCUGGCCGAGCGCGCCAGCAAGUACACCAAGCGGCCCAACGUGUUCCGCCUGCAGACGGCCGACUGGCGCGUCUUCCUGCUGCAGGCGCCGAGCGCCGAGGAGAUGGCCUCGUGGAUCUCCCGCAUCAACCUGGUGGCCGCCCUCUUCUCCUCGCCGCCUUUCCCGGCCGCCGUCAGCUCCCAGCGCAGGUUCAUCCGGCCCAUCCUGCCCGCGGCGCCCAGCCGCUGCGCCCCGGAGGAGCAGCACCGCUCGCACGAGGCCUGGAUGGACCAGCUGGCCGCCGAGCUCUUCGAGCACCAGCGCAACCUGCCCGAGAAGCGGGGCCGCGCGCGCGACCUCGACGAGUACCGCGCCAAGAGGGACUACCUGCUCUACGAGAAGCGCCGCUACGAGACCUACGUGCAGCUGCUGGAGUCGUGGCUGGGCGCGGGCGCCGCGGACCUGGAGAGCUGGGAGGCGCAGGCGGGCGCCGCCGCCGCCCCCCCGGAGCCCCCCAGCCUCACCAAGGCCCACUCGAGCCCCUCGCUGGCGCCCGAGCCGCCCGCCGCCGGCGCCCGCGUCAAGCGCAACGUGUCCGAGCGCCGCACCGUGCGCAAGAUCGUCCCGCGGCGCAGCAAGAACCUGCUCUGAGCCGGGGUGGGGGUGAGAACAGGGGGGGCUCGGCCCCCCCUGCCCACGGUACAAGGCUCCCCCGUUGCUGGACUCAAACCGGUGGCCCCUGGGCACUGAUGUGCCCCAUUGAGCCGAGCGGGGGGAUUUUAAUGGGGUCCCCCCCUCUCAAUAAGGGCAUAACCU
Molecule: messenger RNA, 1520 nt
Organism: Nothoprocta perdicaria
Lineage: Eukaryota; Metazoa; Chordata; Aves; Tinamiformes; Tinamidae
Product: PH and SEC7 domain-containing protein 4-like
Exons: 12
Coding region: 60-1355 (431 amino acids)
Biological process (GO): regulation of ARF protein signal transduction
Cellular component (GO): ruffle membrane
Molecular function (GO): protein binding; phospholipid binding; guanyl-nucleotide exchange factor activity
Source: RefSeq, a predicted model, not a curated record